GUAUCUCACAGGCUUACGUUAAAGUGUGGUAUUGGUUAAAAUAAGCCAACCUUUUGCUACUUUUGGUGCAUCACGUAAAUCCCCUAUUAUUUUUUUGUAUCACAGAAAACGUGUCGGAACCUUAGUUUGCAGAAACUUUCAUUAAUAAUAGGCUUUUAAAUUCAGUUGGUCAUUCACUUUUAGACUCGCGUGCAAAGACCUGACAAGAUUAAACCGAGCGAUUUGUUUUUAUCUUGUUUAAACCGUGAUCAGAGGAAAGUUAACAAACUGUAGUCUCUCUUAUUCGGAGCUCAAAGUGUGCGUGAUGACACGCUGGACUCUCAAAAUUGUAAACAAGUAGGCCGAGAGGCAAAGCUUACUGCUCCUGCUGUAGAAAAACUAUUAUGAUCAUUGGAUUUUUAUGCUCUUGCAAACUCGGCUUAAAUAUUUCGUGAGUUUCACUCAACAGUUUUACAUAGAAGGUGUCAGUGUGUUCUGUGUGUACAUGAUAGUUUUGUUUUGAAGACAACAUCGGCCACAGUGGGAAGAAAGUCUUAAAAAAUUGUCCCACAAAACUCCGGAUAUUUAGGUAACAAUUUCGCACACAGUUUAUUUGGCGUUUUGUGACGGUCAUCUUCUAUUCCACCGACUGGACCUUUCUAGUGAACAUGUUCGCGAAGUGAGUCUUUGUGGUUUUAAUUUCUGCAGAGAUGAGUGCAGACGCGGCAAGCACGCCGCAUAGCCCGCUCAAAAGCCUUGCUUGCAUUUCGGGCUUGGGUUUCCGGCUACCACAGGCAAACGACAUUGAUGAGUUGUCCUAUACUCUGAAAGCUGGUCAUUGUAACCUUGCAGAUCCUCGAUGGCCUCCUGGGGUGUUUGGAAUGAGGCACAAAUGUGGGCGGUUGGAUUCGGUUGGAGAGAUGGACUGUCAAUUUUUCAACGUUUCUCCGUUGGAGGCUUUCUGCAGCAAUCACAUGCUCGGGCCGCUUCUGGAGGUUGUAGCUGAGUGCAUCAUGGACUCUGGACUGACAUUUGCCGAAGUCUCUCAUCGAAAAACGGGAUUUUACUUGGGCAUGACCCAAUGUGACACCGACUAUAUAAAAACAGGACCCUUCUCAAGUCCUUCUGAAUACUAUCUUCGCCAACAACUCCCAACUCAGCAGUGCAAAAAGUGUAAACGUCAGUAA
This is a messenger RNA of Aplysia californica (California sea hare), 1166 nucleotides long. RefSeq names its product fatty acid synthase-like. The record is from RefSeq and is a predicted model, not a curated record. Gene Ontology annotation, molecular function: acyltransferase activity. The coding region runs from base 690 to 1166 and encodes 158 amino acids. The transcript has 4 exons. NCBI's taxonomy places the organism in Eukaryota, Metazoa, Mollusca, Gastropoda, Aplysiida, Aplysiidae.